CUUAGCAACAAUUUCAUGUUUGCUUUUUUCAUUGUUGAACCGAAACUGGUUAGAGUUCAUCUUCGAAGGUCACACUGUAUUCUAUCGAUAGCUGAGCAGAGAGCUGAGCCAGUUCGCAUUCAUCAGAGGCAGUCCAUUGUCCUGUCUUUGCUUCACUGCUUCUACACGCAACUCAUCAGCGCUGCGGGAGAACGGCUAUUGAUCACAAUGGAACGAUUAGGGCUAUUGGUCAUCGUUGUGCUGUCAUUGACAUGCAUUUCAACAGUGGAAAGCAGUAAUAUGGACAUCGGACAUAUGAUUACGUGGACUGUUCGAAGUGUAGGGUGGAUCGUCGGUGCUCGAAAGUUCCAAAAUUAUGGAUGUUACUGCAAUGAAAAGUUUCCUAUUGGAGGAAUGGAGCCCCUAGACAAGAUUGAUGAGUGUUGUAUGAGGCACAACCAGUGUUAUGAGAAUCUGGUAAGGGAUAAUCACUGCCCACGUAACAAGCUUCAUCAGAGUUACGGGUAUGAGAAGGUCACAGAAAAUGGAGUUAAACUCAUCAAGUGCACAUCGCACUCGGAUGAUUGCAAGUACAGACUGUGCAAAUGCGACGCCGAAGUAGCCCAUUGUUUUGGUAUUAAUGAAUAUCACAAGGAGCAUAAGGAUGUGAGUAAAUCAUCCUGCGUGACUACAGGAAAGUAAAAACACUCACCGAUGCCUCGAAAUGACUACUAUUUAAAAAAAAUCACCCAUUUUUAGAGAUGAUUAAUAAUCAUUUUAUACGAUAGAGCCUUGAAUAGAGCCUCAAUUAGACAAUGUCGAUUUUUUUUCUAGUCAAAUUGAUAUUUAUGAUUAGUACAGAAAACGGUGGCUUCGUGCGGAGUACGAAGUAACUAUGGGCCUUUUCACACGUGAAUCUUGAAUCAUCAGACAUUGUACUGAUGAUUGCAAUUCGUCUUUAUAUAGAAUCAUUCGUACCGUAACUGGAAUUCACCUCCGGUGUAGAAUUUGAACUUGUGAUUCUAGUUCGGUUUCAAACGUGCUAAAAAUCCGUCAUUAGCCUUUUCACUGGUAUCAUCUUUCAAAUUACGAUUUUUUUUUACCGUGUGAAAGGGCGGUAUGAUACUUUUCUUUUACUGAAUUACAUUCUAACUAUGCAACUAGCUUUACAUUAAUAGGGUCAUGAGUAAUCUGUGUAGCCUUUAUCACAAUGUGACUUUAGCCGCUAUAUCACUUACAUCCAAUCUGUGUGCUUUAUAUUUAUAUGAAUCAAUAUAUAUUAUUAGAUUUUCGACAAUCAAGAGAAACUGAGAAACUCCUAUUUUUCGAAUCUUUUCGAGAAUGUCUCAUCAUUUUAUCUUGAUCAGGGGUUUCUGUUAAUAGAAAGAGAAACUUGGAAAAAAAACUGCGAUUCCAGUUGAAUAUAAAGCUCAUGUAACUCCCACCAAAAGGUUUUGAUUAUUCAUGAAAAUAGUAUUGGAUGAGUGAUACCAUCAUAAUUGUAUAUAAACUUGUGUGAAUAUAGCCCUGUGCACUGUAAAAACUGUGGUGUUAAAACUGACACCAAUUGGUGUUAAUAGAGGACCACACCCUGAGGUGUUGAAAUAACACCCUAGAGAUUGAACAUAACACCAAAGAGUGUAAAUGUAACAACCAUAGGUGUUGUAAUAACACUUAUAGGUGUAAAACUAACACCACCAAUUUAACACCGGUGUAAAAUAACUGGUGUGGUCCUCUAUGUACACCGGUUAACACCACAGUUUUUGCUGUGUGGGCACUGUUACAACAACCAUUAUAAUGAAGUGUGGAUGUAAGGAUAAAACAUGUAAUACACAGUUAAAAAAUUGCACGUUGUUUUAGCCUGUCACUCUAACAACAGAUUGUUUAAACUGUUUUGUUUAAACUUUUUAAACAACUCGUUUAAAAAGUUUAAACAGUUGUUUAAAAAGUCUAAACAUUUGUUCAAAAAGUUUAAACAGUAGUUGUUAGAGGGACGGGCUUAAACAACGUGCUUAAAAUCUUAAACGGUGUUUUUACAGUGUGAAAGACUUCCGGAAAGUAUUGAAACAGGUGUAUUUUAAAUGUACAGUUAUAUGAAUGCAUAAUGACGGGUUUAGAUGAAAUAGAAAGAAUUUAAGAAAGCAGUGAAAAAUGGCAGUAUGAUAUCGAAAUGAGAAAGUUAUAAAUCAAAGAGAAUAAACAGGA
Molecule: messenger RNA, 2184 nt
Organism: Lytechinus variegatus (green sea urchin)
Lineage: Eukaryota; Metazoa; Echinodermata; Echinoidea; Temnopleuroida; Toxopneustidae
Product: phospholipase A2-like
Exons: 5
Coding region: 16-681 (221 amino acids)
Biological process (GO): phospholipid metabolic process; arachidonate secretion; lipid catabolic process
Molecular function (GO): phospholipid binding; calcium ion binding
Source: RefSeq, a predicted model, not a curated record